This is a messenger RNA of Xenopus tropicalis (tropical clawed frog), 1065 nucleotides long. RefSeq names its product major histocompatibility complex, class 1, UB alpha chain, subfamily 7, member 2 (gene mhc1-uba7.2). The coding region runs from base 19 to 1050 and encodes 343 amino acids. The record is from RefSeq and is a predicted model, not a curated record. The transcript is spliced from 6 exons. Gene Ontology annotation, cellular component: plasma membrane. Lineage: Eukaryota; Metazoa; Chordata; Amphibia; Anura; Pipidae.
AGGAAGCACAGUGACAGAAUGGCUUGUUAUAUCUCUCUAGUGUUCCUUCUGGGCUUCCCUGCCGUGUAUUCUGGCAGUCCCACACUACAAUAUUAUAUAACCAUGUUAUCCACUGCCUACCCAGGCCUGCCGCAAUUUUCAAUCAUUGCAUUUGUGGAUGACGUGCGGUAUGGAAGGUACAACAGUGACACGCGCCGCGCUGAGCCUUUGAUUCAGUCUCUGAUGGUAUUUUCUGAACAGUUGGAAAGUCUGACCAAAUUGGCACAACAAACUGAAUUAACGCAAAAACUGUUCAUGACUUUAAUUAUGGAUCUUUUAAACAAGACUUAUGAUAUUAAUUACGUGUUCCAAAUCCAGGCUGCCUGUGUGCUGCAUGAAGAUGGUACAGUUGACAUAUGCAAAGAUACGGCAUUAGAUGGCAAACAGCUCCUAGUGUUUGAUAAAGAGAGAGUGGAGAUUGUACCUGUGACCCAAGAGGCCGUGCUUCUGGCACAGUGGGUGAAUAAACAGGGAUAUGCAAAGAAAUAUAAAAUAUUCAUGGAAAAUGAGUGCACUCAGCAUUUGCCAUCAUUUCUACCAUGUAUAAAGAGUUACUUGGAUAAGAAAGUGCCCCAUGUAAAAUUGUCAGGCUCAGAGAGCGGCACCAAACUGCACUGCCGGGUGUAUGGGUUCUACCCCCGAGAUGUGGAAGUGAAGUGGAUAAAGAAUGGGAGAGAUGAGAUUCACUCAGAGGAGGCAGCACAGAUCCUGCCAAACCCUGAUGGCACCUAUCAGAUCAGAGUCAGUGUGGGGGUAACACCAGAGGGGGGCGCCACUUACUCCUGCCAUAUAGAUCACAGCAGCUUGGAGAAUCCACUGGUUGUUCCCUUUGAAACAGAGACCAAGAAUUCACAUAUUACUUACAUCCUUAUUGCUGUCGGUGUGAUUGUUCUCUUCCUUGCUUUUGGCCUGGGAUUUUUUAUACAAAGAAGAAUGAAAGGAUUUAAAGACGGCCAGCAGAGUGUGAACACAAAUGAACAGGAAACUACACAGCAAGAGAAUAUUUUGUAGAGCCCCCUGUUGGGA